This is a messenger RNA of Cimex lectularius (bed bug), 1738 nucleotides long. RefSeq names its product RING finger and SPRY domain-containing protein 1 (gene Kpc1). Gene Ontology annotation, molecular function: ubiquitin-protein transferase activity; protein binding. The record is from RefSeq and is a predicted model, not a curated record. Gene Ontology annotation, cellular component: cytoplasm. Bases 164 to 1726 code for a protein of 520 amino acids. The transcript is spliced from 11 exons. NCBI's taxonomy places the organism in Eukaryota, Metazoa, Arthropoda, Insecta, Hemiptera, Cimicidae.
CAACUCAGCUGUCGUGCACGUUCGUUCAGGUUACCUUCCCGGACUGGGAGGUGAUUUUUCGAGAUGUUGUAGUCUUUUAGUUUGAUUUUACUCCCGCUGAACAAUCUCGGAGGUCUUUUGUGUUUACAUGGAUGUAAAGCCGAGCCGGCCCCUUUCGCCAUAAAUGGGUAUAUGCCAAGGGAAAUGCCGAAAAGGUCGGAGAGACGAGACCAGCGACGACUCGAGGGAGAGGACAAGGUCCAGGAGCGCUCCAUCCCACUCCAGAGGAUACACAAGGGAGAAGAACAGCGUUAUAGAAGGGCUUAUAUUAGAUUCCUUGAGGGCCAUAAGAUCCCUCGUAGAAAAUGAUCAAGAGCCACCAGAGGAGUUGUUUAAACUCCAUAGCAUCGCUGAUCAGGAUGAUGGUUGGAUACAGAUCGUCAAUUCUAUGGUACAAGUUGUCCCUAUUGACGAGGCACUGGGUCCUGCAGUCAUCACUCUAUUACUUGACGACUGUCCCCUUCCUAAUAAAGAAACCGUUUUACGCCUGUCACGCCAUUUUGACUUAUCGAGGAAAAAUCACUGCACAAGUACAAAAGACCCAAGGAAACAAAGGAACAUCUGCAUUGUACUUGGUUUCCUGGCAGAAAAACUUUCGGGACCAAGUAGUGUAGGGAUUUUGACAAAAGGAACUUUAGAUUUUCUUAUUUCUAAUUUGGAAGAGGGCACAGAACCUGUUGUUACACUGUUUUCUCUUAUUGCACUAGAAAAAUUUGCCCAGACAAGUGAAAACAAGAUUACUAUAAAAGAAGAUUUGAAGAAAGCAGGAGACCCGUUGAUAAAACUUGAAAAAAAGAUCGGAUCAGAAAACUUAAUUGAGGCACAAGUUGGAUUCUGUGCCCAAUGGUGUUUAGACAACUUAUUCUUAAUUGAAGGAAGGAAAUUCUCUUACGAGACAGUAGAUAUGUCUAAUAUCAAUGCUAUGUUGAACACGAGAGAUGUCAGCGAGUAUUUGAAAAUAUCACCUGAUGGACUUGAGGCAAGGUGUGAUGCAUAUUCUUUUGAGAGUGUACGCUGCACAUUCCCUGUAACUGAAGGAGUAUGGUAUUAUGAAGUAACCCUGCUUAGUCCCGGUGUAAUGCAAAUUGGUUGGGCGACAAAGCUCAGCAAAUUUUUAAAUCAUGAAGGUUAUGGUAUCGGCGAUGAUGAAUAUUCUCUUGCAUACGAUGGCUGCAGGGAACUGCUUUGGCACAAUGCAAAGUCAUUAUAUAUCCCUUACAGCUGUUGGAGUAGCGGAGAUACAGUCGGUUCGCUUCUACAAAUUGACUCCUCCAAGGUCACAUUUUUUUUAAAUGGCAAAACAAUUGUUGAUUCAUCUGUGGUAUUUAAAGCAUCAUCGACUGAAUAUUUCGCUGGAGCCAGUUUUAUGUCCUUUCAGCAGUGCAGGUUUAAUUUUGGUAGCCGUCCUUUCCUCCAUCCUCCAAAAGAUAUUGAAUUCAAAUGUUUCAAUGAUCAUGCUUCAUUAACAGAUCAAGAAAGAAUAGUUCUACCAAGGCAUUUACAAUUAGAAGCGGUAAGAAAUAUGAGUAUAAAAGAAGACUCUUGCACAAUUUGUUUUGACCAAAAAGCUGAAGUGAGGCUAGAACCUUGUGGACACAAUGGUUUCUGCAAAACUUGUGCAUUGCAACUGACUGAAUGUCCGAUGUGCAGAGGAGUGAUUCACCACUUUUUGACUGAGCCCCCCUGACGCUAUCUUAAA